Messenger RNA from Penicillium mononematosum, 1341 nucleotides. Its product is annotated as cytochrome P450. Bases 1 to 1341 code for a protein of 446 amino acids. Lineage: Eukaryota; Fungi; Ascomycota; Eurotiomycetes; Eurotiales; Aspergillaceae. The transcript has 2 exons. Gene Ontology annotation, molecular function: heme binding; iron ion binding; monooxygenase activity. The record is from RefSeq and is a predicted model, not a curated record.
AUGGAAACUCUGAAACUCCCUGGAAUGGACAUGCACUUGAUUCACCCGCUGGACGCGGCUAGCAUCAAACAAUUUUCGGGAAUGCGCCAUUUAAGCCUGAUGUCUGUUUUCCAUGUUGCUGUUGGGCCCGCUAUGGGCCUUGUACCCGCAAGCCAGAAAUUCCUUACCGAUCCCGAUACUGGUGAUUUCAAGCGGGAAUUAUCCAAGUUGUUUAACGGCGAGCUUCGGAACUUACAGAGUCUUCGGAAUUAUGCAUCUCUGAUGGACCAAACGAUCGAGACGUACUGGUGUGAGACCUUUCCAGAAUGCGAUUCAGAAGUUGAAAUUGGUCUUGGAUCCUGGAUUUUCGAUUUCCUUUCUCGCUCGAUGGGCGCUAUGUUUUGGGGGAAGACGGCCCCUUCGAAGAUGCCAAAUUUCGCAAUCACCUCAGGUAGACUUUUCAUUCAAAAUCUGGAGGCCUUGCGCAAUCCAAUUCCGUGGCUGGUACCAUUUGAGCUCCGUUCAGCCCGGAAAGUCGUUCGUCAGAAGAUCGAGCAAUGUGUUGAAAAUGGGAAUUACGGAAGGAAAGAAAAGCAGGGAGUGACGCUCUUUGAGCGGCUCGAUUUUCUCUACGAAUCCCUCGAGAUUCCUCGAGAGGGUUUUACCGACUGCCAUUUGGUCGCAAUUGUCGGACUGAUGUCCAAUGUCAUUAACAUAAUAACAUGGGCAUUCUGUGAAAUUGUGGCUGAUUCAGAGCUAUUGGUGUCAUUGCUGGCUGAGAUUGAAGCCAUUGUUGAUGCUUCAUCCCCCAACCCGGUCACUGAUGUUGACCAAAUUCGAUGCUCCUGUCCACUUCUAGUGGCAACAUGGUACGAGCUUUUGCGUACAUAUGGUGAUUCUCCCGUUGCACGUGGCGUGCAUGAGGAUAGCGUCUUCCACAACAAAUAUCAGCUUAGGAAGGGCUCGAUUAUUAUGACUCCAAUUCAUCUGCACAAUUUCAACAUAGACAUAUGGGGAAAAGACGCAGAGAUAUUCCGGCCCAGUCGGUUUCUCCAAAAGGAUGGAGAAGUUAGACAAGACCUUGUCAAGCAUCUCAACGUCUUCGGCCUCCCUGGCAUGCACCAGUGCCCCGGGCGGUACCUUGGUAUGAAUUUGACACUUGGAAUAUUGGCCAAGGCUCUCCUGGCCUUCAACUUUACGCCGACACCUGGCGAGGCUCUCGGGCGAGGGAUCCUUCCCGCGCGAAAGGAUACUAUGUUGGGGCUGGCGGCUCUAAGUCGAGAUCCCAGGUUCAUUGUGAGACGUCGCGAAGGAAUUCGAGCAGUGCAGCUUAAUUUUGAUAACGUGAGGCCUGGGUGGUAG